CUGUUGAGUUAUAAAACAUCUCCCCUGGAGCUUUCUUCAGUUAGACGUUCCUACUGGCACAGACAUGGCAUACGUACCUGCUCCUGGUUACCAGCCAGCCUACAAUCCUCCCAUCCCUUACACUUCAGCAAUUGCUGGGGGCCUGCGGCCGGGAAUGGCUGUGGUCAUUCAGGCUGUUCCUCCUAGUUCUUGUAAUAGGUUUGCUAUAAACUUUUCCACCGGUCAGUAUGAUGGUUCAGACGUUGCCUUCCACAUAAAUCCUCGCUAUGAUGGGCGCGAUCGUGUUGUUUUUAAUUCUUUACAGGGUGGGACCUGGGAGAAAGAGGAGAUGAAGCGAGAAAUGCCAUUUAAACUUGGGAAAGUGUUCCUACUAAUCUUUGAGAUCACUCCGAAUAAUUAUCAGGUUACUGUUAAUGGAUCCCCAUUCUAUGAGUUUGCUCAUCGGAUCCCUCUGGAGCGGGUCAGCUGGAUUCAGGUGACAGGAGAAAUCACUGUUCAGGCUCUUUGCAUCAUUGGGAAUGGCCCUGCAUCUGGAGCUGGCGGUACUAAAGGAGCAGGUCUCCUCAUGUCUUCCUCACAGGAGUUUCUCCCGCCUAUGCUGGGUCCCCCAAAUCUGCAUCCGAUUACCCCAUUUAAAGCAAAUAUCCGUGGAGGUAUGAUUCCAAAACGUACAGUGGUCAUCAAAGGAAUUGUGAACUCCAAUGCAAAGACUUUCCAAAUAAGCUUCAAAGUUGGAUACACGAAUGAUAUUGCCCUGCACAUUAACCCUCGUUUAAACAAGAACACACUGGUCAGAAACAGCUUUAUAAAUGGAACCUGGGGCGAGGAGGAGAAAGAUGUUGUGAAAAACCCAUUUCAUCAGGGCGAGUACUUUGAUAUCUCUGUACGUAGUGGGGAGAAGCAAUUUAAAGUCUAUGUGAAUGGCUACCACUGCUUCAACUAUGUUCAUCGUCUCACCAAUCUGCAGCAAAUCGACACCAUGGAAAUAGAUGGGGAUCUAAAACUCUGCUUUGUACAUUUCUGAUCUUCUAUCAACAUAACAAAAGUAAUUUGCCAUUUCUCCUGCUAUCAAAUUUUCAUAGAAUGCUUCCUGAGUUUCUUAGCUACUGAUUUUGCCUUUUCUCUUUGUGCUUUUAUGAUUUCCCAUAUAAAAUUACAGUAUGCAAAGCUACAAUGCAACCAGACGUUAGGUAAUCCUAAUCCUUAAAAAUCACUUCAUAUAAAAAUGAUUUGGUAUUCGACCAAAUCUUUCGCAAAGGAUUCGGGGUUCGUCCGGAUCCUAAAAUAGUGGAUUUGGUACACCCCUAAUACAGGGUAUCACUUUAAUUCUACUUAUUUUAACAAAAACUAUUAAACUGAGUACUCUUAGGGACAGAUUUAUUUACAUUCUGAUUUUGUGGUUUAAUAGCUUUUAUAACCACGACUAAACUCAUUUCUACUAAAACCACAAAUGUCUACUCAUUUAUUAAAUGAUUUGAAGUGAAAAAGCACAAAUGAAUUAAAAUGUGUAAUGAAAAAAAACAAGAAAUCCAUGUUUUUUGGUGUUUUUAUGUCUUUCCACAAAUUUUUGUGGACUUGCAAACAAAAAAAACCCUGAGAACCUCUAAAGCCACAAAUGAAAUGAUUGGUACAGUUUGCCUAGGGCAGCUCCCAUUGACUUCUACAUGACAUCGACAGCUUUUAGAUGGUGAAAUUUUGUAUAAGUGUUUUUUUGUGGUUUUGCAGCUUAAUAAAUCACAAAAAAACGCAAUUUUUUUUUACACAAAAAAUGUAAGUUUUAGUUUAGAACAAAAAAAAAUGAAAAAAAAAAUACAUCAGUACAUUAGUAAAUGCAAACCUUAGGGGCAGAUUGAAGUGUAAAAUUAGAGCUCACAUCAGAAAAACUCACCCACUUUCUCUUUAUUCCUAUAGGAUUUGUAUUUAUCAAGUUGUGAACUUCCACCCACUGAUAAAUGUGCUUCUAAAAAUUCCAUAGAAAUAAAUAGAAAGCGGGUGAGUUUUUUCUGUAGUGAGCUCUAAUUUAACACUUUGAUAAAUCUGCCCAGUAAUGUGUGACUGCGUUGAUGCCAGGCCAACCCCCCCCCCAGAGGGAAGUAUUUAGCGGAAUAUUUGAUUAGCGUCUCCAUUUAUGUUAGAGUUUCUCGAACAUUUCAAGCAGCAACCUCGGCAAAAUAUCCUUUCAGAGAAUGAAGGGACCCAUAGAGAACCAUCAGAUUCAUUAGCGAUAUAUGUACUGUACUGUACUGCCUAACAGGUUUUUUUCUACAAAACCCAAGUCACAUCUUGUUGCAGAUAAAAAGAUUUCGCUCUUUUUUCUUACUUGCCAUUCCUCAUAGCAGGCCAAUAAAUGUAAUCAUGUAAGCAGAUUUUAUUCAAAAUAAAGUUUUUCAAAAACAUUGUCA
This is a messenger RNA of Xenopus tropicalis (tropical clawed frog), 2402 nucleotides long. RefSeq names its product lectin, galactoside-binding, soluble, 4, gene 2 (gene lgals4.2). Gene Ontology annotation, molecular function: carbohydrate binding. Bases 65 to 1024 code for a protein of 319 amino acids. The transcript has 9 exons. Lineage: Eukaryota; Metazoa; Chordata; Amphibia; Anura; Pipidae. The record is from RefSeq and is a predicted model, not a curated record.